CUAUGGUUUGGUGGCGGGGGGAGGGGCGCGUAGGGCGGCCGCGACAUGGCGGCACACCUGAAGAAGCGGGUGUACGAGGAGUUCACCAAGGUGGUCCAGGUGAGCGAGGAGAGCUCCGAGCUCUGUAGGGUGAUACCGCAGCAGCAUGAGGACCUGUCUGCUAAGAAACUGCGGCUGACCAAGCCCAGCAAGUCAGCAGCGCUCCACGUCGACCUGUGUAAAGCCACCUCGCCUGCAGAUGCCUUGCAGUACCUGCUGCAGUUUGCCAGGAAGCCUGUGGAAGUGGAAAGCGUGGAAGGGGUUGUCCGAAUUCUGCUGGAGCAUUAUUAUAAGGAGAAUGAUGCUUCUGUAAGACUGAAGAUUGCUUCCUUGCUGGGUUUGUUAUCGAAGACUCCAGGAUUUUCCCCAGACUGCAUUGUGGAUGAUGCCAUUAACACACUUCAGAAUGAGAAGUCUCACCAAGUCCUUGCUCAGCUGCUGGACACCCUGCUGGUGAUUGGCACAAAGCUCCCAGAGAACCCAUCUGUCAGGAUGAGGCUGGUGGAGGUAGCUUGCAAGCACCUGACAGAUUCUUCCCACGGUGUAAGAAAUAAGUGUCUUCAGUUAAUUGGCUGUCUUGGACCGGUGGAAAAAGGUGUUGCAAAAGAAGCUGAAAGCCAGGCUGCCAAAGAUGUCCAGAAGAUCAUAGGAGAUCAUUUUAAUGACCAGGACCCUCGUGUUAGAACAGCAGCUAUAAAAGCCAUGCUUCAGCUUCACGAGAGAGGACUGAAACUGCAGCAGGCCAUUUAUGGUCAGGCUUGCAAGCUGUUGGCAGACGAUUAUGAACAAGUGCGCAGUGCUGCAGUUCAGCUAAUUUGGGUCCUCAGUCAACUGUACCCUGAAAGCAUUGUCCCCAUUCCUUCUUCUAAUGAAGAGAUUCGGUUGGUUGAUGAUGCGUUUGGGAAAAUUUGCCACAUGGUUAGCGAUGGUUCCUGGGUUGUGAGAGUACAAGCUGCCAAGUUAUUGGGUUCUAUGCAACAAGUGAGCUCUCAUUUCUUAGAGCAGACCCUUGACAAGAAGCUCAUGUCAGAUCUGCGGAGGAAGCGCACGGCGCACGAGCGAGCCAAGGAGCUCUACAGCUCUGGGGAGUUCUCAAGUGGCAGAAAAUGGGGAGAUGAUGCUCCCAAAGAAGAAAUCGAUACAGGUGCUGUGAACCUGAUUGAAUCAGGAGCUUGUGGAGCCUUUGUUCACGGUCUGGAAGAUGAAAUGUAUGAGGUGCGGAUUGCUGCAGUGGAGGCCCUCUGCAUGCUGGCUCAGUCCUCACCUUCUUUUGCGGAAAAAUGCCUGGAUUUUUUGGUGGACAUGUUUAAUGAUGAAAUUGAGGAGGUGAGGUUGCAGUCAAUACACACGAUGAGGAAAAUUUCCAACAAUAUCACGCUGCGGGAGGACCAGCUGGAUACUGUGUUAGCUGUUCUGGAGGAUUCUUCAAGGGACAUUCGAGAAGCUCUUCACGAGCUGUUGUGUUGCACCAACGUCUCAACUAAAGAAGGCAUCCAUCUUGCACUGGUGGAACUGCUGAAAAACCUAACCAAGUAUCCCACAGACAGAGAAUCCAUAUGGAAGUGUUUAAAGUUCCUGGGGAGCAGGCAUCCCACUCUGGUGCUCCCUCUGGUCCCGGAGCUGCUGAGCACGCACCCGUUCUUUGACACUCCAGAACCAGACAUGGAUGAUCCAGCUUACAUUGCUGUUCUGGUUCUGAUUUUCAAUGCUGCUAAAAGUUGCCCAACAAUGCCAGCGCUGUUUUCUGAUCACACGUUCAGACAUUACGCCUAUCUUCGUGACAGCCUCUCUCAUCUGGUCCCUCCACUACGACUGCCAGGUAGGAAGCUGGUCUCCUCCCCCAUCUCUCCCAGCAUUGCACCACAUGAGGACCCUUCCCAGCAGUUCUUGCACCAGAGCCUGGAGAGGGUGUACAACCUCCAGCACCUCGACCCGCAGGGCAUCCAGGAGCUGCUGGAGUUCACCAUUCGUGAUCUUCAGAGGCUUGGGGAGCUGCAGUCAGAGCUGGCAGGGAUGGCGGAUUUCACUGCGACGUACCUUCAGUGUCAGCUGCUCCUCACCAAGGCCUUGCAGGAGAAGCUGUGGAACGUGGCAGCUCCUUUGUACCUGAAACAGAAUGCGUUGGCAUCUGCUGCAGCAAAACAGAUCUUGGAAGAAACUUACAAAAUGGAGUUCAUGUACAGCGGUGUGGAAAGUAGACAAGUGGUCAUCAUCCACCACAUGAGACUGCAAGCAAAAGCUUUACAGCUCAUAGUGACUGCACGCACCACCAGAGGGGUGGAACCCCUUUUUGGGAUGUGUGAGAAAUUCCUUCAGGAAGUAGAUUCCUUUCAGAGAUGUUUCAUCUCUGAGCUCCCACAAAUGCAGGGCAGUUUUGUAGAUAAGCUGCUGGACUUAAUGCCCAGACUGGUGACAUCCAAGCCUUCAGAAGUGGUCAAGAUUCUUCAAACGACGCUGCGACAAAGUACCUUCCUCCACCUUCCUCUUCCAGAGCAGCUCCACAGAGCCAGUGCAAACAUCAUUGAGCCGACUGGUGAAUCAGACAAUCCUCUGAGGUUUACAUCAGGGUUAGUGGUGGCAUUGGAUGUGGAUGCAACGCUGGAACACGUGCAGGAUCCCCAAGGAACUGUUAAAGUUCAGGUAUUGUAUCCGGAUGGGCAAGCGCAGUUAAUCCAUCCUAAGCCAGCUGACUUCAGAAAUCCUGGUCCUGGAAGGCACAGACUGAUAACUCAGGUCUACCUCUCACACACAGCCUGGACAGAGCCGUGUCAGAUCGAAGUGCGGCUGCUGCUGGCCUACAAUUCCAACAGGAGCAAAGCAGCAGCCAAGAUUGCCAAAUCCACCUGGAACGAGAGCCCAGAGGCUCUGCCACAGCCAGAAAGUGGCAUCGAGGGGACGAUCCCCUUCAGCAAACCUGUCAAAGUGUACAUAAUGCCCAAACCUGCCAGGAGGUGAAGUCUGACACUACAAGAAACACCUUUGUGGGAUUGUUGGAUAAAACUGAAAACGAUAUUCUGUGUUCCAAGGUACUGAAACCAGACAUCAGCCAUAAAAGUAAAGCUGAUGAAUUGGGCUCCUCUGCUACACAGCAGGUGGGCCGAUAGAGGAGUUAUUCAGAUAAUUCAGGAUGGUUUCAAGAAAACACUGGGUUUUUUUCCUAUAUUGAAUCAACAAAGACAAUUCUCAGUCAGCAUUCCAGCAAUAACUGCAUUGGGCCAAAGUCUCUUCCCGGCCUCUGGGUUUUCUGCUGAAGCUAUUUAGAAUCAUAGAAUCAUAGAAUCACUAAGGUUGGAAAAGACCUAAAAGAUCACCCAGUCCAACCGUUCACCUAUUCCCAAUAGCUCCCAAUAUUUACUACGUAAAUGUUGAGGCACAUAAAUCCAGGCUUUUGUAAUUCUCAGAAACUUGUGCAUUGGUAUCAAUUUUUUUUUUUUUUAGCAAAAGCAAAAAUAAUUCUGAAGUGCUGUUGUCCUGGUGUAGGAAAUGAAUCUCCAAGUGGAACUGCCAGUCGCUGCAGGCUACAUCCUGAGAUGUGCCCUGUACAGCUGUGCUGGAGUUGGGACAACUGGGGGAGGGCAUGGGUUGUUCAUGCUGGGAGCUGGUGCAAGGAGCAGAACUUGGUGAGCAGGACACACAGCACUUCUAGCAGGCCUGGAGGAAAGCAAGAGGUUCUGGGGGAAGGAGGGCUAGUGGCUAAACAAAGAGCAAAGAAGUACUUUUCAGUCACACAGAGAUUAGUAUAAAUGGUUACGCAAAACUCAUUAUGUGCUUUCCUACAAUAAAAUUGGAAAACUGAUCCUAAUCUGUUUAUUACAAGAGUAAACAUGCCAGCCUGCAUGGUCGAAUAAGAGAUUACUGUGAGGCUUUUGUGAUACUUGUGACUUUUUUUUUUUUUUAGGACUGACAGUUUUAUGGCUAUGAGGCUUCAGAUCCAAACAUUUGGCUGCUUUAAGUAUUCUAACAUCAAAUAGCAGUAAAAUGAAGAAACCCUCUUACAAACUGUUUGUGUUUCACCUUUAGGGCACUGGCUUGAAAAGCUGCAUGUGUAGCAGCUCAGUUGUUACCACUGGACUUCAGCAUCCUCAGUUCAUUUCUCUGUGGGCAGGGAUUGAUGCAUGUUAUUAGAAACUGUACUGCUACACAUUUCCAGUCUUGUGAUGAGAGCAUCCCAUAGCUGGCUUCUGUGCUGGAUACCAUCCUGGAGCUUCCUCUGACUCCUAACUUGAAGUGUGGAAGAAAUUGGAGCUUCUCCUCUUCAUCAUAGCUUUCCCCCAUUCAGGCAGGUGUCUGAUUCAUCACUUUAGCUGAACUGUGUCCAGUAACGCUCUGUGAUGACUGGAACAUUCAGUACCAUAUGUGUUUUUCUUUAUUGUGAUCUUCCCAAAAUUCAUUUGCCUUUGAUUUCCCUGCUGCUUCGAUAAUCAGACUCAUACACAUCCAGUCUAUAAAAGGUUUUGUUAGAGCUUCUAUCUCAGUACUGACUUUUUCCUCCUUCCUUCCUCCAGCUCUGAGAGGUGCAGGUGUGGCACUGAGGGAUGUGGUCAGUGGGCACAGCAGUCAGGUGCUGAUGGGACUUCAUCUGAGAGGUCAUCUCCAACCUCAGGGAUGUUUUCUGAUUCCGUUCAGGCUUUUCUGCUGAACACUGUUGUAAGGGGUGUGGGUUAGUGGUUUACAAAUGUGUUGCUAUGCUUACCUUUACCUUAAUUAAACGUGGCCUAGCUUUAUUUGCCUUUAAUGGGAGCUUCAUAACCAGAGCCACUUAAGUUCACUGGAAUUACUGAGGUCAAUUCCUUAGAACUUGGAAAGUAAAUAAUGCAGUUAUCAAGAAUGCUGAAUACAUCUAUGCAUUAAGAACAGAGUUGAUGGUUCAGGUACUAACUCAGAUGCAGCGUGGCUUCCAAAGAACCAUACUUUCAUCUAUCUUAGUUACAUGCUUUUAAAACUGCACGCUGCAAAGAGUGCAAAAAAAGACAUCCCAUCCCCCCCAAAGAAGGAAGAAUGGGACACGCAUUGAAAUGCAGCCACGUGGCCUCUUCUUGGGCUCCAGAGCAUGGGGAUGGCUUUCCUCCGGUCUCCUCUUUGGCUGAGUUCUCAAAUCAAUUGAAAAAAUCAGAGAUACAAUCACUGUUCUUAUCUCACGUCACUCGUGUUUGUUUAGUCCUUGCAGCAGGCGCUAGGCUGGGGUGCAGGCUGGGGUUAGCCUGCAGUUAGCCUGCAGUUCACUCAUGCUCUGUUACUGAAGGCUCACACACAAGUCUGAAGGCCCAUAAAUGCUGCCUGCCAUCCCUUAAAAAUGCUGCUCGUGAUGCGUUCGGUUUGUUGGAGCCUUUUUACGGCCUGUGUCUCCCUGUUGCCAGCUCAGGCGUGCUGCUCCUCACAGAUAAGGGCUGCGGAUGGAGGCUCAGCAGUGCAACAGCUGGGUGGAAGCUCACUGGCUGCCAGCCCAGCCCUGUUCUGUGUAAUGAGGGUGCCGGGGUGGGAGAUCGCUUUCCUGGGGGAAGCAUAGAAGCAAUGGAGAAGCCCUGCCCUACAAAGAAAGAUUUGGGCAAUGAGAUUGUAGUUCUAACAAAUUAUUGAUGGCUUUAGCUGAAAGCAGGGGCUUAAUAGAGCAUUUUGAGCUCGGGUUGAAUUUUGAUGAAUCAGUCCCAGCUGUUUACACUUUGCAUCGAGGAGGAAGGAGGGCUUUGGGUAAGCGGAGCAGCCCAAGCUGGGCUGACUUCUGUGGCAACAGACAAAGCUGCUGUGGCAACAAACUGACUCAGGCAGCAGUGACAGAAGGUAAAGAUGGAGAAGACCUGCAGUGGGUUUUCUCCUUGAAAUUCUGUACAGACAGGAGCGAGGCUUCGCAAUUUACUCUGAAAUAGGGAAACCAAGACCUAGCAGUAACCUUCCUCUGCAGGCUGCAGCACCCCGCUUUAGAAGUGGAAUCUUCUGUCUGCUACUGGUUGCCAAAUGAAGGGAACAGUGAAGAGGCUGCAGCACAAAGCUGGGCAGGGCACACCUCUAAAAUCACCUGGCAGUGCAGAGCAGGCUGUGCUCCUGCUCUCUGGAAGGACACAGUGUGUAGCAGCAGUAUAGGAGCC
This is a messenger RNA of Lagopus muta (rock ptarmigan), 6122 nucleotides long. It is a transcript of the gene INTS4, whose product is annotated as integrator complex subunit 4. Gene Ontology annotation, biological process: snRNA processing. Bases 46 to 2994 code for a protein of 982 amino acids. The record is from RefSeq and is a predicted model, not a curated record. NCBI's taxonomy places the organism in Eukaryota, Metazoa, Chordata, Aves, Galliformes, Phasianidae. Gene Ontology annotation, cellular component: integrator complex. The transcript has 23 exons.